Molecule: messenger RNA, 1416 nt
Organism: Galendromus occidentalis (western predatory mite)
Lineage: Eukaryota; Metazoa; Arthropoda; Arachnida; Mesostigmata; Phytoseiidae
Exons: 8
Coding region: 160-1416 (418 amino acids)
Molecular function (GO): D-glucose transmembrane transporter activity
Source: RefSeq, a predicted model, not a curated record
AAUCAACAAAGGCUCCUUUGCAGCCAAAGUCCCACAAUGUUCCAUCUCUCGUUCCCCUCGUCGAAUUUGCGGGUCUAGCAGAAAUGAAGUUUUCAUCAAGGGAAUCAGUCUUCGGAGUGUGCACAAGACUAGACGCAAUUCAGUGAUUCGCAGGCAGGAAUGCACGGUCCUCCAGAACGCUCCUACUUGGAUUACUGGCAUAGCUGUAACCAGCUGAUCAACAUAUUUGCUGUGGGACUCACAUGGGCAAUUUUCGCGACGGUGAACCUCCUCUCGUCCAAGCGAGAUGUCCUCGCGGCCGUAGGCUCCGCGCAACUGAUAGGCGCGCUGGUGGGCAGCACGGCAGGCGAAAAAGCCUACAGAUCAUUCAAUGAUCAGAAAGUGCUGAUAGUAGCGACGCUAAUUUACGCAACUAGUGCAGCGCAGAUUCCUGUCUUCUCAAAGCUGUGGGCUCUGCGCACAAUGGGGUUUGUGAGCGGCGUCGCCGCAGGAAUAACCGUGGUCGGCUCACAAACGCGUUUGAUCAGAACAUGGAGGAGACUGAGCGCGGCAGCCUUGCAAGCCUUUGUCGCGGCCUUCGGAAUCGGAGUAGCUCUCGGACCGAUCUUGAGCAGAUAUCUCCAGAAGUUAUUGACUGUUGAGCUCAAUGUUCCUCGAGAGGAUGCAGACCUGUGGAUCCCUUCAGCGACACCUGGUGUGAUCUUCAUUCUCGCCCUACUGUCAAUGGUAGGCGCUUGGAAAGCUGAUUCGGUCGGCAUCAACGAGUCGCGACGACAUCUAAGCAACCGAGCGAGGAAGCGCAAAGUAGAUGGAAACAUCCUCAUGACCCUACUGUUCUUUUAUAUCCUUAUCCUGGCGCAUACCGUGAAUACUUAUGGCAAUUCUUUGUGGGUCUCGGUCAACAAAAACAUUUUACUCAUCAUCCUGGAAAUGGCUCGUAGCCUCGAUUUAGAAUUCACGUUUUGGACAAUUCUAUUGAUGGGACAGGUAGUUGGAAUAUCAUUCACAAUAUUCAUGAAAACCCCAAGACUCUUGUACUGGUCCCACGUCAUGACCCUCAUGGCAUCGGGCCUGAUGCUCGCUGUAGAGCCCUCGAAGGGCACUAUCCGACUUGGAACACUGCUUAUUGGUCUCGGUUCGUCUACGUUAUACGGAGCCGCGAUUGGUUUCUGCUUUCAGUUCCUCGAGGUGCGGCAUUCCCACGUCAGUGUCGUAUCGAGCGCAAUCUUCGUCGGCGUCAUCUACUCCUCUUAUUCCAUGCCCUUGGUGGUGGACGGACUUCCGAUGCUCUUACCGUGGUAUACUGGCGUAGGAAAUCUGCUCCAUUUCAUGCUUCUUCUCAAUUUGUUCUUGUGUAUGCAAGGUCGUGAGCCAGCUCGGGGAAAACGAAAACCUACCGCUUUCGAGAAAUUUUGA